UGCCAGGCAGUCACAGCAGGGAGUCCUUCCUUUAUGAAAGAAAACCAAGGGAGAGCGGAAGUGAAACAGAACUUUGCUACACAAAGGACGCGAGAACGGCGAAACUGAACACGCAGUAGACAACCAUCCGAUAAAACAACCAGAUAUACUCCAUGGCCGCCGCAGAACCGGUGUACAACGAGACAACUACAGUGCAGGAGCCCAAAUCCAAAAAAUGGCUCAUCGUACCAUCGGAGAAUCUUGGGAAAAUUGGAUUCGUGAUCAAAAUCGUUGAAGUGCUCCUUUCGUUUGUGGCAUUCGUGUUGGAGGAGGUCGUGUCCAAUUGCUCAUCCUGUGGGCCACUCUACUUCUUUGAAUUUGUCAGUUGCACAGCCUUUUUCUUCACAUUGUUACUUCUAAUCCUUCUUGCCACUACGCUGCACCAGAGAGUUGGAAUCAGUUGUUGGCCCUCUGUGGACUUUGGAUAUACAGUAGCCAUGGCAUUUUUAUUCCUCAUUGCCAGUGUUGUGUUUGUGGCAGACAAUGGUGGGACGAGUCUGGAGCAGACCGCAGUGAUAUUUGGCUUCCUUGCCACAAUGGCCUUCUUUUUUGACUUAAGUCUCUUUUUGAAAAAGAAAGGUAUUCCAUGUCGAAGGGGAAGCAAUCAACCCGCAGCAGACAACGCAACCAGAUCAGUGCCAGAGACAGAGAAACUUAAUGCUAAUGGAACUGAAUAGAUUCUAAUUAGCAUUUUCACCAGCAUUUUACUGGCAGACUGCUGCUGUGCUCAAUAGCUUUUUGUCUCUUAACAAACACAUUUUUUUAUACAUAAGAACUGUUUUUCCAGAAGCACAAAUUUUAUGAUUUCAUAAUAUUUCCAUUAUAGUCUCUAGCCUGCUAAUGGACCAGUUUAUCUCGUGCCUUGAAAGUUUUUAUUCUGUACUUGAAAUACAUAUAGGAGUCUUAACUUUACAGUUGAAAUAGGAGACAUACACACAUCUGCUUACAUUAUGCUUACAUUUUGCCACAAUGACAAUUUUUUUCAUGGGUUUAAAAAAACAUAUGAGUACAGAAAUGAAGUUGUCAUGUCCCCAUCAGAGCCUACGUUCUGUACUAUUGUAGAUUUAAAUUGUUAUAGGUUAACAAGUACAUAAGAUGCACCGUAUUUCUUAAAGAAAAUCUCAUCACCGAUUUAUUUAAUAGUUUUGUAUUCCUGAAAUAAUGUUUUUGAGAAAUCAGAAUUCAAUCAUGUAAACAUUGCUGAAUGACAACUGUUUUAUAUCACAGGAUUAUUAAUAGAAUAUUUGCUAAAUUAAUGAAAGGUCAGCAAAUUGUAUUAAAUAUUAAAAAUAUUCAUGUCGUUUAUUACUUGUGGGACAGGGAAAUGUUGCACUGUAUAGACAAUGUCAUUAAAUCUGUUUUAUUUUUAAGAUAUUUUAGUGAACAUUUGAAUUUGAUGACAGCAGGAUGACAUUUUAUUAUCAGCAUUCACUAAUGGCCCGGUGAUAAUUUUUGCUGUGCAGGGGAUGUCAGGGGUGUACAGUUAUAGAUUUUUUUUUUUUUUUUUUUUAAUUGAAACAAUCUGUCAUUUUUAUAUUGUGUGGUACUAGAGGUGUUGUACAUUUUCCUUUGCCUUGUUCAAUGUGAGCACACAUGUUGACCUAAUUCUAUCAUGGGUUUUGUGAGCUGUACUUUGUGAAGUGUUCAAUUAAAUGGGAUAUUUGUGGUUAUAAGGAGGCAUGUACGUGUAGGCCCAGUUGUGUUAAGGUAAAUUUAAAUGCCCGUAGAGAUGAACGGACUGCAAGUCUUUGAGACACUAAUCUGCCCUGUAUGUUUUAACCUUCCUAUGCUGUAGAAUGGACUGCUGCUUCCUGUGUUAAUUAAAAAAUGUGAAUGUGACUUCCAGAUAUUUUGUUGAUGAAGUGAUAAAACCCACUUUCUUUUUAAUCCUUCUUAAGGUAUAGGUAUAUUUGUUUGGUUGAUUGAAUGGACCAAAAAAUGUUUUGAGUUGCAUAGAUGGGAGAUUUAAUUAUUGCUAAAGAAUUCAUGAUUUUUCCAAAUGUAAAGACUAGUGGGUCUGUUUAUAUACUAGAAUUGUUUCUGCAAAAGGUCACAUGGAAAACUUUUACAGCACUGUUUUUAUAAACAUUUAUCCAUUCCAGUUAAGCAAUAAAUAGCCUCUGUGCUCUAUGAGUUAGACUCUUGUUUUUAUGUAUGACCUGUGAAACGUGCACGUUGAAACGGCUUCACAAACUGAAGUGUUUAUUAUGCAAACAACACUUUGUAUGUGGUUAACUCAAACUUGUGGAUUCACAUAUACAGCUAGACACUGAUUGCUUAUCGUCUCAUGGGAAUUGUGACCAUUAGUCUUGAAAAUCUAAUGUUGGCUAACCCAAACUUGUUUGUGCUUUCGAAAAACCAAAUAAACACAACUGACGACCCCAUUAUAACCGAGA
Messenger RNA from Myxocyprinus asiaticus (Chinese sucker), 2435 nucleotides. It is a transcript of the gene cmtm6, whose product is annotated as CKLF-like MARVEL transmembrane domain containing 6. Lineage: Eukaryota; Metazoa; Chordata; Actinopteri; Cypriniformes; Catostomidae. The transcript is spliced from 5 exons. The record is from RefSeq and is a predicted model, not a curated record. Gene Ontology annotation, cellular component: membrane. Bases 153 to 716 code for a protein of 187 amino acids.